AUGUCUUGCGACUCUGCCGUUUCUAUUGCAUGGGAUGUCUUGAAGAUCGUAGCUGUUCCCUUACAGCAUCAACUCAGUUACUUCACUUCCUCCAGGACCUACGACCGGAAUCUUCGGGAAGAAGUUGCGAAACUGAAACUCCUUUUUGAUCAAGUCCGAAAUGCCAUGGUGGAGGCCAGAAACAAUCUUGGGAUUGUCUAUGAUAGUGUCACGUACUGGCAGGCAAAUGCUGAGACGACCUUGAUGGAGGCGCAACACCUGUUGCGUAAAUUCGAAGAGGCGGCCAAGACUUGCUGCUACAGGACUCUUCCCGAACCCAGUGAUCUCUAUCAGUUCAGCUCGGAGGCCGAGGACAAAAUCGAGGAAAUUCAGCGACUUCUUCGAAUAGGCGCGAAUAUCGAAGGGAUCUAUUUCACCGUUCCUGUUACGGGGAUUGAGCACAAGGAAGAAGUCCUCUUCGAAUCCAGAGCUUCGAUCAUGUUGCACAUCAUGGACGCUCUUGCCGAUGACAGCAAAAGCGUGGUCGGGGUUUACGGGAUGGGCGGGGUCGGCAAGUCCACCCUUUUAUCGUCUGUCGAAAGGAUUAUAAGGAAACAGGGUUCGUUCGAUGUGAUCGCUAAGGCCGACUUGUUGGGAAAACGAGAGGUCACGAGUAUUCAAGGAGCGAUUGCGAACCAAUUGUCACUGACCAUGCCGAACAUAGAGAAUGACGUACGGCGAGCGGACUUCCUGCGCAGUAGGUUAGAUAACGACGGGCAGAUGAACAAGAAGGUCCUCAUAAUACUGGACAACCUUUCGGAGAAGCUCCAUUUAGAUAGAGUCGGCAUUCCUUGCGAACCUGGCAACAAAGUCAGGGGAUGCAAGCUGUUGUUGUCGUCGAGAGAUCGAAAUGUCUUGACUACGCACAUGCGUUGCGAGAGCAACAGCGUCUUUCGCCUACCUAAGCUGGAUGAGAAAGAGGCAAAGAAAUUGUUUGAGACGAAGAUGGGAGAGAGAGCUCAUCAUGAUGAUGUCAAACCCUUUGUGGCUAAAGCACUCCACAAAUGUGCAGGUUUGCCUUUCCUUAUUGUCGAAAUGGCAAAUCAUUUUACAGAUGCUAGUGAAUUUGCAUUGAGUGAUGCUUUGAACCAAAUCGACAUGUGCGCAAAUGAAGGAAUUGGUAAGAUAAUAAAUGAGAAGAUCCAAUCGAGUUAUGAUCGUUUAGAAGGCGGGGAGGUGAAGUCAUUUUUACGACUUUGUGUUGUUUAUGGCGUGGCUGAGCCCAAGCGUGAAAACUUGGUGCGGUACGGCGUGGGUUAUGCGUUAGUCUCAGAAUAUAACAGCAUGAGAAGUGCCAGGAAUAGGGUGAACACACUGAUUAAGACUCUUCAAGACUCCUCUCUUUCGUUAGACCGUGGAGACGCGGAUAGUUUCAAGAUACAUGACUUGGUUCAUAAGUUUGUUGCCUUGGUUGCUUCAAGGGAUGACCAUAUUCUCCUGUUGAAACAUCAAGAUAACCUGCAGCAGGACAAGCUCAAAAGUUGUAGGGCUAUAUGUAUUCCUGAUACUGAUGCGGUGAAGCUUCCGGAAGAGUUAAAUUGCCCUGAUUUACUCAUCUUUUUGCUGUUCUCUGGCAAAAAAUCUCUUGAGGUGUCGGAUUCGUACUUCAACUACAUGAGUAAACUCAAAGUCUUAAAUCUUACUGGGAUACGUCUCACUCGUUCGCGUUCGCAUUUGCCUUCACCGUUUCGGUUGUUGGAUAGCUUACAAACUCUCUGCCUUGAUGAAUGUUCGUUUGAUGAUGUAUCCAUUCUUGGUGAGCUAAAAAAGCUACAAAUUCUCAGCUUGGUGAACUCCAAAAUUGAUCGAUUGCCAACAGAAAUUGGGCAGCUGACAGAGCUGAGGCUAUUAGACUUGAGUAAGUGUUCGCAACUCAAGACAAUUGUACCGGAUGUGCUUGGAAGAUUGACCAAAUUGGAGGAGUUGUAUUUGGAGAAUAGCUUUGAUCAAUGGGAUCCCGUGCAUCCGAAAACUCCACGUACUAAUGCUAGUCUUACUGAGUUGAAAAACAUGCCGAACCUCUGCACUCUGCAUGUAUCCAUUCUCAAUUUGAGUGUACUCCCAAAGGAUCUAGAGGUGGAAAAAUUGAAGGAGUACAAAAUCCAAAUAGGUGAUGUGUCGCACUUGCCAUGUUACAAAGAAUCAAAGACAUUGAUGAUCAAGGCAAAUCCAGGAAGAAUUGAACUUUGGGACGCAUGCAUACAACAAAUCUUAGACAGCACUGACUAUCUGUAUUUGGACGGGUUGGAUCCAAGUGUGCGAACUAUUUGCAAGUUAUCCCAGGAAGACUUUCAGAAAUUAAAGCAUCUAUGGGUCGAGAAUAGUCCCUCCGUCCAUUACAUUCUCCUGCGCCCUUCCGUUACUUAUUUUAAGACAUUGGAGUCAUUAAUUCUCAAGAAUCUCCUCAACUUGGAAAAGAUAUGCAAGAGCCGUGCCUUCUCCGAGUCCUUCAAUUCAUUACAAGAAGUACAAGUUGAAAGCUGUGACAAGAUCAAAGUUCUGUUUCCUUUUCCAUUAGCAAGGCAACUUCCACAGCUAAAAGAGAUUAGAGUUCUCAGUUGCGAAUCAAUGCAAAAGAUUGUAGAAGUUAAUGAUUGUGGCAAAGUUGAGUUCCCUAAUUUGCGGGUAUUGGAAUUGCGUGAAUUGCCAGAUAUCGAGAACUUUUUCUCUGCGGAGACGGCUUCUUCCAGUAGUACAUCAGAUGGCCAUGUUGGCACUCAAGUUGCAUUCUUCUAUGGGCAACAGGUCUUAAUCCCGUCCUUGGAGUCCUUGAUAAUGGUUGGACUUCCCAAUUUCAAAGAAAUAUGGAGCGAUGAUUCUUCAUUGGGGCUGGCCGGUCUCCAAUCUCUCGAGGUGGUGAGGUGCAAAUCCCUCUCGAAGGUUAUCAACUUCGGCUCGCUAGUAAAACUACGCAAGUUACGCACCUUGAAAGUAGCACGUUGUGAUUCGGUGCAUGCAAUUUUUGACCUUGAUGAAUCAAGUGCCAAUGAAAAUGGUGGGAUUCCCUUUAUGCUAGACACCCUUUGUUUAGAGGAAUUGUCAAGCCUGAGGCGCAUAUGGAGCAACAAUCCUUGUGGUAUAGUGAGAUUCGAUUAUUUAAAGCAGUUAAAGGUGUCUGGCUGUGACAACCUCAAGUUUAUAUUUUUUCCAUCCAUGGUUAAAUCUCUUGCACAAUUGGGAGAUCUAACGAUACAAAAUUGUAAGAUAAUGGAGGCCAUCAUUGCUGAGGAAGAAGAGUUUGGGACGGAAACAUCAGAAGCUCUAGCAUUUCCGAUGUUAACCUCUUUAUGCUUUGAACGUUUAGAAAGUUUGACGUGCUUCUCUCAUGGAAAUGGUUCACGGGGAGUUCGGAGUCAAUAUCACAUUAAAUCACCCUCCACCGCCCUCUUCAAUGGAGAGGUUGCAUUUCCUAGAUUGGAGACAAUGAAAAUCACAGGCAUGGAUAACAUCGAGAUGAUUUGGGACUCUCGAAUUGCUGCGGAUUCUUUCCCCGCUCUAAAAUCACUAUGCGUGGAUGAAUGCAGAAAGCUAGUGAACAUCGGUCCUUCUUGCAUUCUACGAUGGCUCUGCAACCUGGAAAAGUUGGAAGCUAAAGCAUGUGGUUCGGCUGAAGUUGUUUUCAAACUUCAGCAACUGAAUUCCCUGGAUGGAAAUGAUAUUGCUUCUUUUCGGUUGAGAGAGCUUAAGUUAAUAGAAUUACCAGAGCUAAAGAGUGUAUGGGAUGAGGAGCUCUUCCAUGAAGUUAACUUCCAGUGCCCACGUUCUGUUGGUAUUUUUAAAUGCGAGAGCCUCACCUCUCUGUUUCCAGCCUCAAUGGCCAGAGAUCUAAUGCAACUUGAGGAGUCGGAGAUCAAUGAAUGGGGCAAUGCGGAAAUCAUUGAGGACACCUCACAUGCUUCACAUUGGCUGCCAUUGAAGACCUUGGAAGAGCAUGGCUGUGACGAAGGGGAGACACUUGCUUUGCAACCUGAGAAUAAGAUGUCACUUCGUAAACAGCCUCCUGUCUUGGUGAAAAAGAAGCGCCACAAGUAUCACGAGUACAAGUAUCAGGAGCACAAGUAUCAGGAGUACAAGAAUCAGGAGCAGAGCCGCUAUGGUUCCUGGAGUAAAGUUUAUGCGGCUGUCUGA
Messenger RNA from Rhodamnia argentea, 4167 nucleotides. RefSeq names its product probable disease resistance protein At4g27220. NCBI's taxonomy places the organism in Eukaryota, Viridiplantae, Streptophyta, Magnoliopsida, Myrtales, Myrtaceae. The record is from RefSeq and is a predicted model, not a curated record. The transcript has 6 exons. The coding region runs from base 1 to 4167 and encodes 1388 amino acids. Gene Ontology annotation, molecular function: ADP binding.